GCAAUGUGAGUAUGGUGGCGGGAGGGGGGAGGGGCUUUCGUGCUCUUCCCAGGGUCGAAACGGCUGCUGGAAGACAAAGAGAAUGCCAAUCAGAGCAUUCUGGACAACUGAGAAUAACAAGCAGCAUUGGAAAGGAAAGCAAAUGAAGCCAACAAUCAAAAUAAUUUCUAUUUGCUCCAGAAAACCAGAGACUUUCUUCACUAGUUUCCAAAUUCAAAAAACAUGGGACAUCAGUGGGAAGGAAAAAAAAUCACUUGGAUAGCCAUGUAGGGCAGAGAGCACUGCAGGCCUCACCUGUGUGGAAGGAAACAAUAACUUGAGUCAAAACUCCAUCCAUCGAGAGAUCCAAAGAAUUUUUAACUUCUUGAGAACAAUGUCAAUGGUGGAAAAAUACCAUAGAUAGGGAAAGCAUGGAUAGUAAAUCACAGUUGAUAAUAUACCAUGUAUGAGUGUCCAGUUUGUGGGAAAACUUUUAGCCAGAAUUCCAGCCUGAUGAUACACCAGUGGACACAUACAGGAGACAAACCAUAUGAAUGUCCAGAAUGUGGGAAAGGUUUCCGUCAGAAUUCCCACCUGGUGAUACACCAGAAGAUUCACACAGGUGAGAAACCAUACGAGUGUCCAGAUUGUUCGAAAUGUUUCAUUCGGAAUUGCGACCUGGUGAUACACGAGAGGACACACACAGGAGAGAAACCAUAUGAGUGUUUGGAUUGUGGAAAAUGUUUCAGUCAGAAUUUUGACCUAGUAAUACAUCAGAGGAAUCACACAGGAGAGAAACCAUAUGAGUGCCCAGUUUGUGGGAAAAAUUUCAAUUGGAAUUCACACUUGGUGGUACAUCAGCGGACUCACACAGGAGUGAAACCAUAUGUUUGUCCAGAUUGUGGGAAAAGUUUCAAUUGGAAUUCGCAUUUGGUGGUACACCAGCGGACUCACACAGGAGAGAAACCGUAUGAGUGUCCAGAUUGUGAAAAAAGUUUCAUUCGGAAUUCCGACCUGGUGAGACACCAUGCAACACACACAGGAGAGAAACCAUAUGAGUGCCUGAUUUGUGGGAAAAGUUUCAGUCGGAAUUCUUACCUGCUAAUACACCAGAAGAUUCACACAGGAGAGAAACCGUAUAAGUGUCUGGAGUGUGGGAAAGGUUUCAGUCAAAAUUCCUCCUUGCUGAUACAUCAGAGAACUCACUCAGGAGAGAAACCUUAUGAGUGUCUAGACUGUGGAAAAUGUUUUAGUCAGAAUUCCAGCCUGGUGAGACAUCAGAGGAGUCACACAGCAGACAAAGUAUAUGAAUGCCCAGAUUGUGGAGAAGGUUUCUGUCUGAAUUCCCACCUGGUGAUACACCAGAAGAUUCACACAGGGAAAAAACUCUAUGAGUGUCCAGAUUGUUGGAAAUGUUUCCUUCGGAAUUCUGAGCUGGUGAUACAUCAGAGGACUCACACAGGAGAGAAACCAUAUGAGUGUCCAGACUGUGGGAAAGAUUUCAGUACUAGGUCUAACCUUAUAAAUCAUGUGCGUAUACACACAGGGGAGAAACCAUUUAAGUGCCCUGACUGUGGACAGUGCUUCCGGAAACAUUCCACCCUUAUUGCACACAAGAAAAUCCACAUGAGGCCAAAAGUGAUGAAUGUAGAGAAGGCUUGAAUUGUUCUGCCCCCCUCAACCACCUCCCAGAAGACACAUGAGUUGACUGUAUUUGCCAGCAAUUUAUUCUUGCUACAGAUAUCAGCUCUGACAACGAACCUGCGAUUGCCUACCAAGUCCUCCUUAUCUUUUCAGUGCUACUGCGGUCUGUUGCUGGAGCAACCCAGAGUUCAGAAGAAAAGCUAAUUCCUGAGUCUCGCAAUAAAGCAGCCGAAGUUUCCAAAAGUCAGUUUUUGUCCGUCACGGAGCCCAAAGGCAGCUCCACCCACUUUUAUACCCUGUGGGGUGUGGCUCCGUGACUCAGCACUCCCUGGGCUGGCCCCUUCCUUUCUUUUCCUGUGCACGCCUUGCAUCUAGCCACAGUUGAUCCUCCUCAGCUGGCUCUUGGGGCAUUGCCAGGGGGAAGGAGGGGUCAGGGAAAAGAGGCCGUGUCAGCUUCUCCUUCUCCACCUGGCCUGCCUCUGGAAUCUGGAGCAGAGCCAGAGAGGAAGGUUCUGCAGAGGGAAGCCCUGUCGGUUCUUCCCCCUCACUCUCCGAGUCACUCUGCCAGGAAGCCCAGCUCGGGGCCCGCAGACACAACAUGAAUUUCCUUUCUAUGUCCAGCUGAGAAAUUGACUAUUUACUUUCUGGCCUGAUUCUUUUUAGUUAAAUAUGUCAUAGUAUUAUACGUGAAGGAGGGGAGAAAUUUGAUAAUGGCUACCUGGCCGUUAGGAGCAGAAGUUGCUGGAUAUUUAUUUUUGCAGAAAUUGUACAAUUCUGCAAAAAAAAAAAAUUAGGGGCGUUCUUUUCAUUCUUAUCAUGAUAGAUUACAUGAAUGUCACUUGCAGAGUCCCAGGGUUCUUCUACCUGAGUGUCCUUGAGGUUUUGAGCCACAGAAUUUUCCAACCAGCAUUUCUUCAGGGUAGGAACACUGAAACACAGAUUAUAGUUAGAGAUUGUGGCUCCUCAUUUAAUGAGAAAGCCAGAGAAGAAGCAGAGCAGUUUCAAAGUUCACCUUUUUCUAACUCUUCCAGGAAUUCAUUGUACCAAGCAUGUCUGAUCAAAUUAUGGCAAGAAUGAGGUACCUAAGUCGAACCACAUGAAUAUUAAAUAUCUUGGGGGAAUUUGGGGCAGUGACAAAACCAGUGUAAAAUUUCGGAUAUAAAGGCUGUUCUGCCCUGCAGGUGACUUUAAUGGAGAAGAGCUGUAGGAAUAUUGAGUUGAGGAGAAAAGGGAUUGUGGUUUUCAGCGUAAGAACUCCGGGUUUAUUUGCAACUCCUGCUGUGAUCUUUGCUUGCAAGUGCCUCCAUGUUAGUCUUUGGUGGCUGGUGGGUGAGAGCAGAACCAAGGGGCUGAUACUUUUGUGGUUGCCCCCCCCCCCCCCCCGCUUGGGGAAAUGUGAGAAAAAAAUUGUACAGUAGAUGUUUCAUUGCUAAAAGAGAAUUGCGUAAGAAUCAUGAAUAGCUUUUGAGAAAGACAAAUAAAGGCAGGUGUCAGCAUUUUUGUAACCAUUGGGACAAGCAUGUUCCCUGAAAAAAAGAAUUUCCUGUUCUUUCACUUUUCUCCCAGGGCCCCUUAAUUUUUUUCAAAAAUUCAUUCAAAUAAAGAGAGGAACUUUUUUUUUUUUGUAGUGGCAAAAGUGACAUUUUAACAAUGCAGAUGAAUGAUCAUGAUUUUGCUGGGAUUGGAAGACACUAAAGAAUUCCACAUUUGUUCAUUUCUGUAACACAGUUCAAAAAGAGGUUACAAUUUUUUUAGUGGGUCACAUUGCAUGUGAUGAUCCCUUUGCAGAAGGACCAGGAGCAGAUCAGGACUGGCGUCUGGAGGAACCAAGAGGCUCUCUUGGCCUGAGUCUCAACCUUCAAAUGACUUUGAAUUUAAUGUGCAAAAUUUCUAAACUUUCAAAAUAGUAAAAUUAUAUUUAAUCAAU
Molecule: messenger RNA, 3550 nt
Organism: Ahaetulla prasina
Lineage: Eukaryota; Metazoa; Chordata; Lepidosauria; Squamata; Colubridae
Product: zinc finger and SCAN domain-containing protein 2-like
Exons: 2
Coding region: 442-1641 (399 amino acids)
Biological process (GO): central nervous system development; regulation of transcription by RNA polymerase II
Cellular component (GO): nucleus
Molecular function (GO): RNA polymerase II cis-regulatory region sequence-specific DNA binding; DNA-binding transcription factor activity, RNA polymerase II-specific
Source: RefSeq, a predicted model, not a curated record